This is a messenger RNA of Didymodactylos carnosus, 848 nucleotides long. The record is from the annotation of a GenBank genome assembly. NCBI's taxonomy places the organism in Eukaryota, Metazoa, Rotifera, Eurotatoria, Philodinida, Philodinidae.
AUGCCCACUUUCAUCACCUGCAGGAUUUGUAAUCAAACAACAACGAAAGGAAAAGUCAAAUUUACGUAUACAGAAACAAAUGCAGUUGCAAAUAAAUUAAAAUAUGGUUUUUUUUAUUUAUUUAACAAACAAUUACAAGGUCAGAUAGUAAACACAUAUGUUCAUAGAAAGUGUUACGAUCGUUUACUCAGAAAAGCUCGCAAUUCAUCUUUAUCCUUAGUUGCUUCUCGCAGUAGAAUACGACAAUUUCAGUCUUCACGAUCGUCGACAGAUGAAUCAAGCAACGUUCAACAGUCAUCAUCGUCAAAUACUACGGCUACAACAGCAACGUUUGGUUCAACUCAUCAAAAUACAGUAGAAUGUUUCAUGCCACUUGUAAGACAUGAAGAUGGCAAAGAUACGCAAACAAGAGCAGUACAGCAUCCAUGUCGAUUUCACAACAGCGACGUAAAUCAAACGUUACAGUCACCAUUAAAUAUAUCGACAGCUGCAGUAGUACAAGUUAUUGAAUUAGAAAAGAGUUUACCAUCACCACAAAUAAAUAUAACAGUCGAAGAAGGGGGCUCUUUGUUACCAAGUUAUAAAAAUAUUUCACUAAUUAACCCAGAAUUUUGCGAUGCGCCAAGAUCGAAUAUUCAACGUUUGUUACGAACGUCAACACCGAUAGGUCAGCUUUAUAAAGACAAAUGUACACGAAGCGGAAGAAGAAAUACUCUUGGAUCAAUAAUAAACAAACAAAAAGAGAACAAUAUUACGUAUCCAACCGAAGAAAAUCAUCGAUCAAUUUUAUACAAUACCCCAUUAGAAGAAUUGCGAGGAUGGCUUGUCUGCAGAUUAGAAGAUGGUAA